AUGACAUUCUCAAAACAAGUUAGCAUCUUUAUGUUCCUCUUCUGCUUCCCUCUCCUAAACGCCCCAGCAGCAAAACGUUGCUACAAUUCCUCAUGUGGAAACAGAAACGUCGACGUUCGUUUUCUUUUCUGGCUCUUCCCCAAGCAAUCUUCGACCUGUGGCCACACAAGAUUCAACAUUCUAUGCACCGAUCGCCACGAGACAGCAUUAAAGCUUCCCAACACGGAACUAUUCCUCGUCCGAGAUAUCGACUCUGAAAAACAGCUUAUCCGCCUCAACGACCCUAACAACCGCAUGGCCAGACGACUCCUCAGCUUCGACGCUUCAGGAUCUCCUUUCUCUCCUCUCCACCUUCUCAACCACACCAUCUUGACCUGUCCUAACGAGGACAUCAAAUCCUCCUCCCCUUACACACCCAUCAUUUGCCUUGGUAAUUCAACGUCCUCCUUCUUCGCCACUCGUUUUGAUCUCGCGAGUUCGAUGCCGUCCUCUUGUCAAGUCUUCAAGACAUUACUCCUUCCUGUUUCUUCACUAGUCGCUGUUCACCUCAACGAUCAAGAUCUCUGGCUGAAAUGGGACUCACCGAGUGGCAGAGAUUGUGAGGGUAGCCGUUCGUUAGGUGGGUUCAAAAACAAUACCACGCUCGAAGUCAAGUGGUUCAGUUCCUUCAAAUCUGGUUCGUUACCCAAUUUCUUCUCUCAUUCUUAA
Molecule: messenger RNA, 708 nt
Organism: Brassica napus (rape)
Lineage: Eukaryota; Viridiplantae; Streptophyta; Magnoliopsida; Brassicales; Brassicaceae
Product: putative RING-H2 finger protein ATL21A
Exons: 1
Coding region: 1-708 (235 amino acids)
Molecular function (GO): polysaccharide binding
Source: RefSeq, a predicted model, not a curated record